AUGAACCCUAGUUCCACUUCUUCCAAUAAUGUUCUAACCCAAGAGGAAACCUCAAAGCUUGAGUCCAUCAUCAAGACCUACCAUGCCUUUCCUUCAUCCCCAAACACAUGCACGUCUUUGCUAACACAACGUGUAAACGUUCCUCUAACCUUCAUAUGGCCAAUCGUACGUGAUUUCAGAAACCCUAACAAGUACAAGCACUUUGUCAAGAGUAGCACAAUGAAGGGAGACGGGGGAGUCGGGAGCGUAAGAGAGGUCGAGAUCAUCUCGGGCUUACCGGCAUCAACGAGCACCGAGAUACUAGAGGUAUUAGACGAUAGUGAACAUGUUUUGAGCUUUAGGGUUGUCGGAGGAGAUCAUAGGCUGGAUAAUUAUCGAGCUGUUACAUCGGUUAACGAGUUUAAAGAAGAUGGAGGGAAGGUUUAUAGUGUUGUUUUGGAGUCCUACACGGUGGAGAUACCCCAAGGGAACACUGAAGAGGAUACUAAGAUGUUUGUGGAUACUGUUGUGAAGCUGAACUUGCAGAAGCUUGCAGAAAUAGCCAUGGCAGCUGCUUCAACAACCCCUACAGGAAAAAAAUAA
Messenger RNA from Hibiscus syriacus, 582 nucleotides. RefSeq names its product abscisic acid receptor PYL2-like. Bases 1 to 582 code for a protein of 193 amino acids. Lineage: Eukaryota; Viridiplantae; Streptophyta; Magnoliopsida; Malvales; Malvaceae. Gene Ontology annotation, molecular function: abscisic acid binding; signaling receptor activity; protein phosphatase inhibitor activity. The record is from RefSeq and is a predicted model, not a curated record. Gene Ontology annotation, biological process: abscisic acid-activated signaling pathway. The transcript has a single exon. Gene Ontology annotation, cellular component: nucleus; cytoplasm.